AUGCUACUCGCAAGCUCGGUACAAUCGGUUUUGAGCCCCCGUUCCUCACAGGACUCACUCAGCUCCACCAGCAUGGCCCGGUACGAUGAGUUCCGACCUAGUACGAUAAUAAAAUCCUUUACUCCGGACUCCGAGCCAAUUAUCUAUCUUUCCAUCCCGCCACGAUCGCCGACUGAUCCCAGGUCAUCCAAGGAGGAUGUCCAGCCAAUAUCCGGGGCCAGAGCCCUCGCUAUGAUCGUCGUCUGUGUAACUGCCAGCAUCAUCAGCAAUGCUUCCUCCGUCUCAAUGAACCUUCUGAUCCCCAGUAUCCAACGAGAGCUAGAAAUUGAAGCUAGUAACUUGCAGUGGAUAUCGAGCGGAUUCCCCCUCGGCUUCGGUAGUUGCUUGCUGCUGUUUGGGAGACUAGCUGAUCUGUUUGGCCAUAAACGAUUCAUUCAACUGGGCACUAGCUUUUACGCGUUGGCUUCUCUCGGCUGCGCGCUUUCGCGCACCCAUGUCCAGCUCUCGAUUCUACGAGUCUUGCAAGGACUCGGGGCUGCAGCCACUGCACCGUCAAUCAUUGGUGUCUUGGGGAAUCAUCUGGAGCCGGAAUCAAUGCUUAAACGUGUCGGCUUUGCUGGACUCAGCGCCGGUUUACCUUUGGGAGCUUCUUUCAGCAUGCUUGUUGGCGGGUUAAUCACAGAAACAACAGGGGCUGGAUGGAGAUCCUUCUUCUACUUUUGCGCUGCCUCUGCUUCUGCGAUUUGCGUAUCCGCCACGCUGGUUAUCCCGAAAGACAAGGAGAGAGUCAACGACGGGGGAAUCGAUUGGUUAGGCGGGUUCCUGAUCAUCACCGGAUUGACGGGAUUGAUCUUGUCGCUUGCGAUUAGCUCUCGAGAGGAGUCGAACAGAACGGUCGUCCUUCUGGCCAUUAUUUUCUCGUUACUCAUCCUGGCCAGCUUUUUAUACUGGCAAAAGGUCCUCGAGGACCGCAUGAACGAAUCCUUUCAGCAUGGUGAAGGUUGGGAAAUGGCCACUGAACCCAUUUUGAAACUUGAUUUGUUUAAGAGAGAUCACCACCAGUUCUUGGUCGUCUUGACGGUCGUUUGCUUGCUUUGGUUUAGCUUCGUCAGCCAGAACUUUUUCUUCCAUGAAUAUCUCCAAGAUUUUUUGGGCUUAAGCUUACGCAAAUCUGUCAUCCGAUUCAUUCCCUUGCCUGUGGUCGGACUCCUCCUGAACAUAACCUUUGGCUUCGUCUCCCCCAUCGUCCCGACACAACUUUUGAUAGUCUUCGGCUGCAUGGGCACCGCAACCAGCUGCCUGCUGUCCGCACUCAUGAACCCCUCAGCCGGGUAUUGGACGUACAACUUUGCCUCGGUUACACUAUCUGUUGUUGGACCUGGCUUUGUGGUUCCCAUUGCGAAAAUGUACAGUAGUCAGAUCGCGAGUCAAUCCGAGCAAGCAGUCGCCGGUGGGCUCUUCCACACAGUGUCACAAAUCGGUAGUGCAGUCGGAUUAAGUCUGACCACUUUACUCCAGGUUCAUGUCACAAGCUAUAGAAGUCGACAAGAAGGAACAGUUGUCAACAAUGAUUUGACUGUGGCAAGUCCUGAGGCCUACUUGGAUGGAUUAAGGGCUGCCUUUUGGCUAUGUUUUGGAGUGUUAUGUCUUGCAACUUGCCUGUCUGUUGUCUUUCUACGUAACUUGAAGCUCGUUGGAAACAAGAAAAACUCCUCAAUAGAAGAAGAUGGCAUACAGAAAAUAUAA
Molecule: messenger RNA, 1746 nt
Organism: Puccinia triticina
Lineage: Eukaryota; Fungi; Basidiomycota; Pucciniomycetes; Pucciniales; Pucciniaceae
Exons: 12
Coding region: 1-1746 (581 amino acids)
Biological process (GO): transmembrane transport
Cellular component (GO): membrane
Molecular function (GO): transmembrane transporter activity
Source: RefSeq, a predicted model, not a curated record